Psylliodes chrysocephalus is the source of this 1945-nucleotide messenger RNA. NCBI's taxonomy places the organism in Eukaryota, Metazoa, Arthropoda, Insecta, Coleoptera, Chrysomelidae. The record is from the annotation of a GenBank genome assembly.
GACUCAGCUGAGUUUUGUUUAUAAAUACGGACUGUGUUCUGUGGCCAGAAGGCAAGACUCACCGGGGGCAAGACAAACUAUUUAAGAAAAGAAGAGCAACCUAACCUCACAAUUCAGAUUCAGAUUUAGUAUGGAAUGUAUAUUUUAGAAAUAUUUUAUGAAAAAUAAUUCACAAUGAGCUAAGUUUAAUUUUUCAGUAGGUUUGAAUUAAGUAUUUUUAAGUUAAAAUUAAAAUACUAGAAAAAUGGAAUUAGAAACUAUGCCUACAGACAGUUCUCUAUACUCAACACCAUGUAAUGAAAUAAUAAAUGAUAUUGAAGAUUUGAUUUCCGCACAAGACAUAACACCUAAAGAAAGAUACAGUAGUCGUAAAAGUGUUAAAGUUCAAGCAAAGAGAAAAACCAAAAAUGAAAAUAUACUACCAGCUCCCAUGGGAGACAACAUACCAGGUACACAAAAAAUAUGUGUUCAAACAUGGGGAUGUGCUCACAAUAGUUCAGACUCUGAAUACAUGGCAGGACAGUUAGCAGCUUAUGGAUAUAAACUGACUGAUGACAAAAAUGAGGCAGACCUUAUAUUACUAAAUAGCUGUACUGUAAAAAGUCCUGCAGAAGAUCACUUUAGAAAUGAAAUUGAGUCAGCCAAAAAAUUGGGAAAACACUUGGUCCUAGCUGGAUGUGUGCCUCAAGGUGCCCCCAAAUCCUCUUUUGUUCAAGGUCUAAGUAUUAUUGGAGUACAGCAAAUUGAUAGGGUUGUUGAAGUAGUAGAAGAAACACUUAAAGGCAAUACUGUUAAACUAAUGGGCACAAAAAAAGAAAAUGGUAAAAAAAUUGGAGGUGCUUCAUUGUUGUUACCAAAGGUAAGAAGAAAUCCCCUGAUAGAAAUUAUUGCCAUAAACACAGGCUGUCUUAAUCAAUGUACCUACUGCAAGACUAAGCAUGCUAGGGGAGAUUUGGGAAGUUACCCUCCUGAGGAGAUUGUUGCUAGGGCUAAGCAGGCGUUUGAAGAAGGAGUGGUCGAAAUAUGGCUUACUUCAGAGGACACAGGUACCUAUGGAAGAGAUAUAGGUACAUCCUUACCAGAACUUUUAUGGAAAUUGGUUGAAGUAAUUCCCAAGGGAUGUCGCCUGCGUUUAGGAAUGACAAAUCCUCCUUAUAUUCUGGAACAUUUGGAAGAAAUUGCAAAAAUUAUGGCUGUCGAUAAAGUGUAUGCUUUUUUGCAUGUGCCUGUUCAAUCAGCUAGUGAUGCUGUUUUAGGUGACAUGAAAAGAGAGUAUUGUAGAAAGGAUUUUGAACAUGUAGUUGAUUUUCUCAGAGAAAAAGUUCCUGGCAUGACAGUAGCUACUGAUAUAAUCUGUGGUUUUCCUACAGAAACAGAAGAAGACUUUGAGGAAACAAUUGACUUAUGUAAAAAAUACAAAUUUCCAAGCCUGUUUAUCAACCAGUUCUACCCAAGACCGGGAACUCCGGCAGCAUUAAUGCCAAGAGUACCAACUCAAGAAGUUAAACAGAGAACCAAGAAAUUGACAGAGCUGUUCCAUUCUUACCAACCUUAUGGUCACAAAGUGGGAGAAAUUCAAGAAGUGUUGGCAACGGAGGUAUCACAUGAUAAAAAACACUAUGUAGCUCACAAUAAAUACUACGACCAAGUUCUUAUACCUAUGAGAAAAGAGUAUAUGGGAAAGUUAGUUAAGGUUAAAAUCAUUGAGGCUACAAAAUUUUCUAUGUUAGGACAGCCUUUGGAUGAAGUUGUAAUGCCAGGAUUGAGGGAGCCACUUCAAAAGGGAAAAGUUUCGGGCGUUGAUAUUUAUGAAAAUGUUGAUAAAAAAUGGUUAUAUGGCAUGUUUUUUUUGUUAAUAUCUGUAGUUUUAAGGAUUCUAUGGCAUUAUAAUAUAUUUUGAAUAAAAAUCUAUUAAAAGCUCUGAAUAAAACACGUUACAUACUAA